Molecule: messenger RNA, 2040 nt
Organism: Lasiodiplodia theobromae
Lineage: Eukaryota; Fungi; Ascomycota; Dothideomycetes; Botryosphaeriales; Botryosphaeriaceae
Exons: 4
Coding region: 1-2040 (679 amino acids)
Source: RefSeq, a predicted model, not a curated record
AUGUCGUACCUCCCAGAGCUCCCUGAGAUCCAGCUAGACAGCCUUCUCAUCGCAUGCUUGUGCUUACCCACAGCACCAGAUGGACGAGAAAAGCUGGAUGAAGCGCUGGAAGGAUGCUUGAGCCCAAAGACAAGAAACACGCCAGAGCUGAAGGUUGUGUCAGUCUUGGAUUGCAACCGGCAGAAGAAGCUUGAGAAGGAGAGAAAAGAAGGGUCAACCUCGGAGCUCUUCGUUGCGGGAUGCAAGGCAAGAGAAAAAGGAUGGACGAAAAUCGGCAUCGUCGACAACCUAACCUACCGCCUCCUCUGCGGUCAGAAGCGUCCCGGCGAGAACCCCGAGUGCUCGAUGAUCAUCCUGCAAACCUCUCCACUACCCAGCCAGACCAAUGGUGAUUCCAAUGCCGAGACAUUAUCAGGAUCGCAGCAACCUGAAAUCACGGCAAAACGCUUCCCCCUCGCCGAAGCCAUCCGCAUCCUCACGCAGCGCGACGAGGCCAUCACCGUCAACCGCAGCGCCGCGCUCUUCGACCAGCCCGAGUCCGUCCACCGCCACGUCGGCGUGCACAGCAACCUCGGCCUCAUCCUGCACGACUGGUCGCUCCCGCUCUUCCAUGACGCAACGUCCGUCCGCGCGCAGCGCGCGCACCAGAGCACCAUCGACCAAGCCCUCGCUGGCGCCGGCAGCACCCCCGGCCGCCCCGCGCUCCCGCUCGAGCUCGCCGACGCCAUCAGAGAGGAGCUCGCGCAGCCGCAGCCGCUCGACGAGCUCACAGCGGCGCCGACGUUCCUGCUGGCCGAUCCCGAGGUGCUUGAGGUGCACGCGCUGGUCCCGCUGAAGGACCUCGAGGCGUCGACGCAGGCGCUGAACGAGAAGUUGAAGGCCGCAGCGGCCGCUGCUCCCGCCCCAAGUCCGGAUAGCGAGGAGAAGGAUGACGAUGGUCAGAAGAAGGUCCGGGUGGCGAAGAAGGCAGUGAUAUACCCCUGGAAACGGGAGGGUGUGCCCGCGUCCCGUCACGACUUCUGGCGCCUGUGGCACCGCAUCGUGCGCUGGAACGAGAACCUGAGGCGUCCAGUGUCCCUCUUCCUAGACGUCGAUCCCGCAGCGCCGCCAGCAGAGCGUCGUCUCGGUGACGACGACGACACCGACGACAUCCCCCUCAUCGUCGCCGAAUACCAGUACAACAACAACCCCACCCUCGUCAGCCGCGUCGGCCUGCGCGCCGACGACCUCGUCCGCCUCUGGCCCGCCGUCCACCAGCCCAGCUACAGGUACUGGAGCUCACGCCCAGACCUGCGCGCCGAGCGCGAAAAGAAAGGCGACGCCGUCCCCGUCUACCCGCUGACGGACCGCGUCGAGCUGCUCGUCGCGCCCGACGCCCGCUUCUUCCACGACCCCCCGCCCUGGAAGUUUGCCGACUACGGGCUCAACGACGAGGCGCAUCCGUGCUUCUUCCUGACCAAGGGCGAGGGGGAGGAGGGCGGAGUGCAGGGGUUGGUGGACUUGAUGCAUAAGGAGGUGUUUGAGGACGCGGAGGUCGACGAGGAUAACGGGCCGUACGCGAUAGUGCAAUGGGAUCGGGAGGAGGAUGGUGGUAAGGAUGAUAUGUUGAGAUUGGCGAUAGAGUGCUGGGAGGGGAGGCCUGGGUUGGACAGGGGGACGGACGAGGGAUAUUGCAUUUUUGUGGACAGGGAGGCGUUCAGGUCGAAGAAGGUGUUGUACGCGAUGUACUCGAGACCGCUCGAGAAGGAUGAAGACGAGGCAACGUCAAAGGCGAUUGAGGACGACGAGUCACUGGACGAGGAGACGAAGCGUAAGAUGAGGUUUGAUAUGUACAGCGAAGGGAUCAAGGUCGUGCGGGCGAACAUCUUGGAGGAGGAACUUCACCUGGCAUGGUGCAACAUUACGACGGCCAAUUUGUUUUUCGAAGAGUAUUUCGACUUGGAUCAGGCUGAGACUUAUAGGCGGUCGUGGAAGUCCGAGGAAGAAAAGAGGCUUGCGUUCGAGAGAUGGGACCGUACAAACUGGAGGCGCUACCUGUAG